Molecule: messenger RNA, 783 nt
Organism: Hyaloscypha bicolor E
Lineage: Eukaryota; Fungi; Ascomycota; Leotiomycetes; Helotiales; Hyaloscyphaceae
Product: glycoside hydrolase family 16 protein
Exons: 3
Coding region: 4-756 (250 amino acids)
Biological process (GO): carbohydrate metabolic process
Molecular function (GO): hydrolase activity, hydrolyzing O-glycosyl compounds
Source: RefSeq, a predicted model, not a curated record
CUAAUGCUCUCGUCCCUCAUUCUUGGCGCAGCCUCCACCGUCUUGGUGGCACAGGGGACAGCGAAUCGGACAGUGAUCCCCAAGACAUGUUUCGACUCCGUAGCCGACUUCGAAAACUCCUUUGGCUACCUCUACCCAUGGGGAAGUGAUCACAAUGGAGCAGCACGCAUGGACAAAGACCACAUCAAGAUCUCGGGCGGUGUCCUCAAUCUAACUGCCUCGCCCGUUGCUGGCCAAAUGCCAGCCAGCUCAGGCGGCAAAAGCAUCGAUAUUCAUUACCUCUCGGGCACCGUGUACGCAAAAGCGCAUUUCAAUGUCUCACGGACCGGAGGGUACGAUUUCAUGGGUGAUUUCCGCGCCACAACAACCAGAGGAACGUGGCCUGCGUUUUGGUUGACGGCCGUCAAAGGCUGGCCUCCGGAGAUCGAUAUGGCGGAGUGGAAAGGCUCGGGGGACAUUUCUUUUAACACGUUUAACACCAGCUCCGAGGUUGCGGCGAAGGAUGUGAAUUAUCCGAAGCCAGAGGAUUUUCAUUCGAUUAAGGCUGAGUUGAGGGGUUUGAAUGGGAAGGAUGUGCAGGUUAAGUUUUAUCUGGAUGGGGAGCUGGUGACAACGCAGGUGGGAAAGGACUUUUUUGGGGUACCAAUGUAUUUGAUCAUUGACUUGCAGAUGGAAGGCUCUUCUGGAUCUCCGGGACCGAGUGGGGAUACCAACUAUGAGGUCAAGAAUUUGGAAGUCCUGAUCUCCAACACUUGAGCUACUUUACAAAUUAUUCAAGUAACC